AUGACGCACCAGGAAAUAUUCCUGACCAAUGCGCCGAUUAGAUCAAGAUUCUUGGGCGGAGCGUUGUUCGUUGUAUGUCUAAUUGUCACAGGGGCUACCUCAGGGAUUGGCAAAGCUUACGCAAAUGAGUUGGCCAGAAGAGGUCUGGACAUUGUACUGGUCAGCCGGUCAAAAGAUAAACUCCACAUUGUCGCCAAGGAGAUUGAGAGCCAACAUGGACGCCAGACCCAGAUCAUCCAGACAGACUUCACAGAGGGCCAUGACAUCUACCCUGCUAUAGCUGAGGCACUACGGGACCUGGACAUAGGCAUCCUGGUUAACAAUGUAGGCAUGAACUAUUCUGACAAGUUGGUACAUUUCCUGGACAUUCCCAACCCUGAGCAGAGAACCACCCAGGUGAUCAACUGUAACAUCCUCUCUGUCACCCAGAUGACCAGACUGGUUCUCCCACGCAUGGUUUCAAGAGGGAACGGUCUGAUCAUCAACAUGUCUUCAGAGGCAGGUGCUCAGCCACAACCCAUGCUGUCUCUCUACUCCGCCACCAAGAUUUUUGUGACAUAUUUUUCCAGAUCUCUGAAUUCAGAAUACAAGUCACAGGGAAUAACAGUUCAGUGUGUGGCUCCCUUUAUGGUGUACACUAACAUGACCCACAACUUGCCACCCAACCUGUUGUUGAAGAGUGCCAGUGCUUUUGCCCGUGAAGCUCUGAACACAGUGGGUCACUCUAGCUACACCAGCGGCUGUGUCUCUCACGCUCUUCAAAACAUUGCUCUGUCCAUUUUCUUCCCUGAUUGGCUACGCCUUUCAUCCUACUGUGUGAAGCAGACAGAGAAAUUUGCACAGAGCAUGGAGAAGAAAAUUGAUGAAAUGACAGAACUUUCUGCAAGCAAAGAGGACUAAGGAGUGCAAAGGAGGUUGCUACUGAAACGUUUGUGGUGCUUUAGAGGUCAUAUUGGAAAUUGAUAUGAGAAGUUUUACUUCAUAUGUAGAGAACUAAUUGAUCAAUGUUACUGUUUUUACAUUGACUGCCAUUGAACGGUAUUGGUUAUAGGAAAGAGAUUGUGUAAUGUUGAUGUGAUGGAAACAAGCUGACCCCAAAUCCAUCAUGAACUAUAUAGCCUGAGUGCAGCAGAGUAUGAUCUGUGGGAGACUCUCAAACAGGCUUCUAUAGUACAUAUUAGCUAUAUACUUAUUAGGGAUAUAGACUACAACACUAAGUGAAUGGUGGAACAUAUGCAUGUUCUGGUUGAUUUGGACAUUUAACAUAGUACAAUGUUUGGUAUC
This is a messenger RNA of Oncorhynchus kisutch (coho salmon), 1284 nucleotides long. It is a transcript of the gene hsd20b2, whose product is annotated as hydroxysteroid (20-beta) dehydrogenase 2. NCBI's taxonomy places the organism in Eukaryota, Metazoa, Chordata, Actinopteri, Salmoniformes, Salmonidae. Gene Ontology annotation, molecular function: oxidoreductase activity. The transcript is spliced from 11 exons. The record is from RefSeq and is a predicted model, not a curated record. Bases 1 to 900 code for a protein of 299 amino acids. Gene Ontology annotation, cellular component: endoplasmic reticulum.